UGUUUACAGAUUAAAAAAAAUAUACAGUAUUCUAACUAACCUUAACGUAUCAAUUUUCCAACCUAUCAAGUUUAACUUCCAGAAAGUGAUGUUUUAAAUUUUGGCUCGGGAUUUUUCGGAAAGUGUAAAAAGCGUGUUUAUUAGCUAUUUAAUUAAGAACGAAAGUUAUAGAAGAAAUCAUGAACUUUUCUCUAGAAAUUUUUAUAAAAUCUCUCCACCAUAUGUUACAUUUGACACAAAAUAUUUUACAAUAUGAACUAUUAAAAAUUCUUCAACUCAGUUGGUAUUUGCUAUUUCGGUAUAAUUAAGUUUUUAACAACUGACAUCAAUAACUCAAUUCCAGACACUGUUGACUGUUGGUCCAUUACGGAGGAGAAUAAAUUAAUGAAAUCUUGGAUUGUAUGUUAGCAUCUUAUGUAAUGUCUAUGAACAACUGCAAGAGUGCUGUAGUGGACUUUUUCGUAAAUCGCAAACACAUCUCCGCCAGGUAGUGAUUAGUUUUCGCAAUCGGAAGAUUUCAUUGGCGCAUCAGAAUGAUCCUGCAAAGGCAUGGCUAUGAGAACAAGAACAACCAGAUGAACACGGGAGACUAUCGUUUCGAGAAGAAGGUGAAGUUGAUGGACGUUGAGGAAUGGCGGAAGUUGAUAUCCGGCAAGUAUCUCAACAGAAUAUCUAAUAAAUACGACAGUGUAGAUUUGAAGGGACUGGACUUGAUUGGAGAGGAUGCGGAGCGAAUGAGUUGUCAAAAGAGGUUCUCUCUGGUACUGAAGAGUACCAGCAGAGCUGGUACCACUUGCGGAAGACUCCGCAACGAAGUGGCCAUCUCAGCCGCUUCCGAUCUGGAAGGAGUAGCCAAGGGCAUCCUGACCACCUCUGGUCAGGACACUAACUUCCAACUCACCCUCAAAGAUGGAAAGGGAAAUUCGCUCACCCUGGCAUGGACUCACAUCGACCCCGAAGAGACGGAGGCACGGCAGAAUAAGAAGAAGGAUUCGAGGAUGAAAGUCGAUGAAGGGAUUGCUAAGAAGAGACAGCUCGUCGAAGGAGACUUCAAGCAAUGGUUGGUCACCAAACUUGCCAAGACUGGUACUUCUUGAGCGGAACCGGAAAGGAUUCUUUAUAUUACUUUACAAGAACUGACAAUCUUAUGAAGAAUCGAUAUCAGACCUAACUGGAAGUUCGAUUUUGCGAAAAUAUUUUUUUUCAUUCGAAAAGGAAACCGAUUUUGAAGACUGAAUCCGACUGAUCGGCACGUUAAAAAGUAUCGCCUAACACACAAAAAUCUCGUUUGAUAAUAGUUUAGUAAUACUCUAAAUAAACAAUAUGUUGCUAGUAAAUGUAACUCCAUUUUUGUGUAAUUAUUUCCAUGAUUUGUAUUUGUUUUAAACAAUAAGCAUAUAACGAUAUACAAUAAUAACCCUAUAUAGCAAUUGAAAUUACUACUAACAAUGUGCAUCGCGAUCAAUUAUGUCAAAACAUUAAUGUUACAAUUUUGAAAAUAAUUAAAUGGAAGGUUGCAAAAAGAAGAGGUUAUAAUUUCACUAUGCCCUGAAUUAUAUCAGGAUCCUUCAGUUUAUACUUACUACUUAAAUACAUU
Nezara viridula (southern green stink bug) is the source of this 1597-nucleotide messenger RNA. The record is from the annotation of a GenBank genome assembly. Lineage: Eukaryota; Metazoa; Arthropoda; Insecta; Hemiptera; Pentatomidae.